CAGCAUUUUCCAGCACUGAGAAUUCUUUCGACUAGUUUUUUCGUUUCGUCAACUGGACGACAAUAAUAAUAAUAUUGAUACGUUCCCAAACCAUUUUAAGAAUAUUUAUAGAGAAAAAUGAGUACGGCUCGUUUUGCCCGUUCGGGGCGCGUUCGAAUCUGCAUACUGAUGAGCAUGUUUGUGGUGCUCCUUAUGAUGAUUGUCAUUUACCACAUGUCCCAACAGCAACUGGACGAGACUCGAGCUUUUCGCUUACGUUGCGAACAAACCCAGGAAGGAUUAAACACACAGCUGCAAUCACUCACCGUCGAUAAAUUGACCGCACAGAAAAAGUUGGAAGCGAUGCGCACCGAAAAGCAAACCGUGCAGGACGAUUACGAGAAGCAACAGGAAGCGGAACGUUCUUUGCAACAGAAAUACGACGUGCAAGUGAGCAAGUACAAGCUACUCAAUGACGAGCACGCCGAACUACAGGCAGAAUGUGCCAAAAGCAAGACGCAAUUGCAACAGCUCCGACAGGACUCGGCUGCCUUGAAGGCCAAGUACGAGGCACUACUAACGGAAUCGGCGCACAAGAGCCGCACGCUGGAAGCGAAGAUUACCGAAUUAAAGGCUCAGUGCAAAGUGGAGUCACAACAACAGCAGCAGCAGCAACAGCUGAUUAAGCCAGUCGAAUCGUUGUCACCGGAGACGACACCAGCACGUCGCUCGAGUCCCGCGCAGCUGGCGCACAGCAUCGAGAAGCCGCGCAACGAAAAGUCAUUCAACGAGCAAGUGCAAGUGAGUCAAGGGCUGUACAGAAUUGGCGGCAUUGCCAAGCCGAGCCAACAGGCAACUAACCAACAAUCAACAACUAAAACCCAUGGUGUCGGUGUCGUUGCCGAGCAACGGCGGGAAUUGCAACAUCAGCCCAUGCAGCGCUUCGAGGUGCGCAACAAUCACAGCCUCAUACUAAAGUCUGUUGAAAAUUUUCAGAUUGUGCCCAAGUUGCUUAAAACGUUAGCCGAUGACAUUGAUAAACAGCAUCAGCAAGAGCUGCCCAUUUUAGCCGGCGCCGCCGUCGCUGCAGCCGUUUCGCCUCUGAGCGCGCCACGCAAGUCUAGCUCCAGUACUCCAAAUGCAGAGGCAUCGGCAAAUGCGUCUGUGGCGCCCAAGGCCGUUGGCAGCAGCAGCAGCAGUGGACAGCCACCAUUGGCCAUGCCACCGGCCAAGCCAUCGCAUAUAGUUAAAGUAGAACGCAGACUACCCGAGAAUGUGGCACCCAUUCCAGAUAAUUUCGAUGGCAAGGGCGAGCCAGCAGCAGAUAUGGAUACGGCAGCCGAAGAGCUGCCCAAGAACGAUAACAACAAUCGUUAUUUGAAUGUGGUCAAAGAUCUGGAGUCGAACAAAAAUCCUGGUGACUCUGGUGCACAUGAGGUGAAGGAUGCUCUGAAUGAGCAGAACUUCAAUUUGCCCGGCGCUGGGCAUAAUCUAUUUGAUGGCGAUCUUGUGCCAGCACAUGCGGCAGAGGCGGACAAUAAGCUGAUCGCUGCCGAUGCAGCCGCCGUUGGUGGUGGUGUUGGCGGUGGUGAUGAUGAUGACGACGAUAUGCUCGGCGAUGUGGCGGUCAAGCAGCCCCAGCAUUUGCUCGAAAACUUAAACUUAAACAACGAGAUCGCUGGGGAUCAGGGCAAGGAGUUUGCCGAUGCUGUGCACUUGGAGGACGGCAUGGAUGAAGACCAAGAUGAGGAUGACUACAAUGUGCCGGCACGCAAGCAAGGCGCCGAUGCACCCGUUAGAAAUUAGUAGAUCAAAUAAUCCAUUGUUCACAUAUGUAUUUUAUAAAACAACUGCAUCUCUUUUUACAAUAACAAUAACCAGCCACCUUAGUUGUUAAGUUUAGGUCCCAUUUUCAUUACUAUUAGUUUUCUUUCAAAGAGGCAGAAAUUAAAACGUGCUUCUACAAAUUCAUAGAAACAUUUCCACAUUCGCAGCGGCCAAUAGUCAACUGCAAUAUUCAAUUCGAUUUGCUACACUCUCUUAAGCGUUAAGCAUUUUAUUUGGUUUUCAAAUUUCAAUCAAAUUCUUGAUUUGCAUAGUUAUAUAUGUAUAUACAUAUUUAGAAAACUGAACAUUUUAUUUCAUCAUCUUUUUUGAGACAUUAUGAAGCAUUGUAUUAAGAUAUGUGAAAUUAUAUUGUACACUUAAGUUGUUUUUAUCAUUGCUCGCAGUUGGCUGUUCAGGCAUCCAUUUAUCCAACUUGUAGGUGUAUACUUUGUUUUCUGUGAUAAGAAACUUGCUGAGCUGCAUUUUUUCGUUGCUUUAAACAAUUGUGUCUAUACUCAUUCAUAUACAAGAAUAUAUGUUAAGUCGAUUCCCUGGAAUAGUUAUUUAAUUAGCUCUUAAGUGAAGAAUUGAUCGAACAAAAACGUGUCUAAAAAAUGAAACACAGAAUCUUUAUUUGAAGCAUAAUAAAUUGAAUUGCAUAAAUGUUAAUCGUA
Messenger RNA from Drosophila grimshawi, 2480 nucleotides. Its product is annotated as transcription factor sma-9. Lineage: Eukaryota; Metazoa; Arthropoda; Insecta; Diptera; Drosophilidae. The record is from RefSeq and is a predicted model, not a curated record. The transcript is spliced from 4 exons. Bases 118 to 1785 code for a protein of 555 amino acids.